This is a messenger RNA of Dujonia railenensis, 1548 nucleotides long. NCBI's taxonomy places the organism in Eukaryota, Fungi, Ascomycota, Pichiomycetes, Serinales, Debaryomycetaceae. The record is from the annotation of a GenBank genome assembly.
AUGAUGUUGGACUACGACUCUAACUACCAAUAUCAAGGUGCCGGAAACGAGUACCUACCCGCACCCGAUAACGAUACCAAUAUAGUUGGUAGCAACGAAAUAUGUGAUCCUUCACAAAUAUAUGCUGGAGCUACUCUAGCUCCUGCGGUGAGCCUCAACAACACCGGUGUAAAUACAAAUGAAAUUUAUACAGAUCCGCAGUAUGUACCACAGUCGAUGUAUUAUCAGUCCAUAGGUGCUCAGAUUUAUCCUGGGGAGGCCGCUACUGCCAGCUUAGGGCGUGUUGGACAGUCUUUCACACCGUUGCAACAACAUCAGCAGCUAUUACAACAGGAACAUCUCUCUCACCCUGCGCAGCAGCUUCAACAACCGCUGCAAGUGCAGCAAGCCACACAGCAGCAGUUGCAGCAACAAGUGCCACAGCAACAAGUACCACAACUGCAACAACAGCAGCAGCAGCAGCAGCAGCAGCAGCAGCAGCAGCAACAUCAACAACAGCAACAGCCAUACCUGCCAUACCCUACAUCUCAACCACAACAGCACCAACGCCACCAGCAUCAACAACAUCCUUUCCAGCAACAGCAGCAACAACAGCAAGUCUUUUAUUCGUACCCUUCCCACCAACAGCCAGGGAGCACUCCAACUCCCGGCCAAGUAAACCAUUUGAUGGCCAAUCAACCAGCAGCAGGGGGAUUCGCAACACAUCCAACCAUAGCUAAUUCUCUCUCGUAUGACGUCUACACAAGACCGGAGCCUUACUACGCAGCUUAUCCAUACCUGGAUGGUGCUGUUUCGGAAGCUUUGAACAGCCAGUCUCCGCCGAUAUCUGAGCCAUCUCCUAGAAUGUCUGCUGCAAAACACUCUCUGUUGGGACAAGGUUCGACCACCUUUUCAUCAAUUUCUUCUUCUUCUUCUGGCCACAUGUUUAAUGGAACUCCACCAUCAUCGGGCUCUUUGAUGAAUUCAGGAAUCUCUCCUUCGUCGAAGGACGUCGGCUACUCCCAAAACUUCGCACGGCCUUCGAUAAUGGCACAGUUGCGAAGUAAUCCCUGUCUCUGGGAACAAAUAACUAGCAAUAUCGGUAGUGGUAGCGGAAACAGCCUCUCUCCAAAGAAAGGCUCUUAUAAAUGCUCACAUUGCACAGAUACAUUUACCGGUUUGUAUGAGUUGGUCGAACAUUUGGAUAAAUAUGAGAUUCGCAGGGGCCAUUUCUGUCCCGUUGAAGAUUGCCCCUGGAGCGUCAUAGGGCUUGCCAGAAAGGCAGAACUCCGUAGACAUUGUGUGCUGCAGCAUUUCCUUCGUGGAAAAUUGAAGGAUCUGGCUGAUCAGGCAAUACGACCAGAUUCUCGCCUGAAGAUGGUGAAGUUGCUUUACUCGUGCAACAAAUCCAAUUGUGGGAAGCACUUUUAUCGUAAGGAUUCCCUCCAGAGGCACCAGAGAUUGGUUCAUGAAAAUAAGGAUAGUAAAUUUAACAGGAAGUGGGGCAAAUUAGGCUUAGGUCAAAUGGGAGAGAAAGGGCCCUACCAAAUAGAUUCUGUAUACAACUAG